Messenger RNA from Folsomia candida, 591 nucleotides. RefSeq lists its product as uncharacterized. Lineage: Eukaryota; Metazoa; Arthropoda; Collembola; Entomobryomorpha; Isotomidae. The transcript is spliced from 2 exons. Bases 83 to 535 code for a protein of 150 amino acids. The record is from RefSeq and is a predicted model, not a curated record.
UCCUUGGCGAUAUAAUACCAAGACCCAUAGGGUGGAUCUGUUCACCCCAUUUUUAACAAAAUUAUGGCGUCUAAUUUGGUACAUGUCGGUCGUUCAGAGCGCGGGAAUAGCGGUGUUUCAGGUGCACUCGUUCUACUCGAGGAUGGGCGGGACGGAUGAGACGGGUAGUUGGCGGCCUGUUUUCAUGUCGUCCUUCUCUGUCCUCUGGUACUGCUACUCCCUUUCGCUUAGCGCCACAAUGUUCUGGUACGGAGAAGCCAUGCGGAACUAUGUUAACGCCAUGCUUGAAAUAAACGGAAAAUUGGUUGAUGCAUACUUGAUCACAGCCGAGGGACAUAAAGAAGGCGGACAGAUCCUCCUUAAUCUUUCAAUACCGACCAACAUCACGCAAACUUUCAUUUCCAUCAGUUUGUUUCUCACUUUUCCAAAUUCGCCAUGGUACCUGUAUAACUACGUUUAUUCGCCAGACCACGGCUGGUGGUGGCUGAUUCCGGGGGCACUGCACGUACGCUUAAAAGAAGACAGCGAUUCGUAAAUACAUUAUAGGUUGGAUAAUUAAUUGGCUACUUUUCUUACUGUUAGGAAUUUGUG